This is a messenger RNA of Macrosiphum euphorbiae (potato aphid), 495 nucleotides long. The record is from the annotation of a GenBank genome assembly. NCBI's taxonomy places the organism in Eukaryota, Metazoa, Arthropoda, Insecta, Hemiptera, Aphididae.
AUGGACAUGUUACGGAAAGCAUUGAGUGGCCAAGACCGAGACAAUGAUAGUUCCACUGGGAUUUUGCCUAAUGUUAAUCAAAUGUCAUCAUUAGAAUGGUCUACUCGUAUAAAAGGAUUUAUUGCAUGCUUUGUAAUCGGAAUUUUUUUUUCAUUAUUGGGUGCCACAGCGUUAGUAUUACCUCUACAUAGAAGAAUGGCCGUAUUCGGUAUUUUUUAUACACUUGGAAAUAUUACAUCGCUUCUUAGUACUUGUUUUUUGAUGGGUCCGGUAAAACAAAUCAAAAAAAUGUUUUCCUCUUCUAGAGUUGUUGCAACCAUUAUUGCUCUUGCAAUGAUUGUCCUUACAUUAGUCGCUGCAGUUGGCAUGAAAAACGCACCAUUAACUUUUCUUUGCAUUAUUUUUCAAUUUCUUGCAUUGACAUGGUACUCUUUGUCUUAUAUACCUUACGCUAGAGACGCCAUAAAAAGUUCGAUGUCUACAAUCAUAGCAUAA